Messenger RNA from Prosopis cineraria, 2673 nucleotides. Its product is annotated as calmodulin-binding protein 60 A-like. Lineage: Eukaryota; Viridiplantae; Streptophyta; Magnoliopsida; Fabales; Fabaceae. The transcript has 8 exons. Gene Ontology annotation, molecular function: calmodulin binding; sequence-specific DNA binding; DNA-binding transcription factor activity. Gene Ontology annotation, biological process: regulation of salicylic acid biosynthetic process. The record is from RefSeq and is a predicted model, not a curated record. Bases 365 to 2071 code for a protein of 568 amino acids. Gene Ontology annotation, cellular component: nucleus.
GAAAACUCAGGCAGGUUGAGUUUGACCGGUUAUGGAGGUUUGAAAUCUGAAAUGAUAAUUCAUAGUUGUCACGGAUGAGCCAUGCCUCCAAGCCUCAGGCAGAGGUUAGCUCAUCGAACGCGCGUUCAAGAUGCGGUGGACCCCCGUUUACUGAGUCAGGAAACGCGCUUUCCGUGGGCCCCACACUUUUCGCGCGAUAGAGGAAGCCUCUUUCGCUCCUCAUAUAAAUUCAUAUUACCAGCGAAGAGACGGUAUGGUAGCAUCAAUGGGUAAGUGUUGCUUGAAGCCAAAGAAGCAACAAAAAGUAGAUGGCGAGUGAGCUUCGAGCCGAAGGAGCAUUCCGCAAAGUAAACAAGCUCAGUUAAUGCUGUCCUCUUUUGAUUCUGUUCUGUAUCUUCAGCCGCAUGUUUUUCGAUUUGGAUGCUCACAACCGUCGCCACCGCAUAGCCUUGCGCCUUUUGCUCAAGCUUCGGCGAUGUCGCAGAAGAGACGCCCCGAAGAUGGCAAGGCUAAACCAGAAAGUAGCAGUCCGGAGGAUAAGCGCAGAAAGGUUCCCGCCCUUACCAGUGUGGUGCAUGAGGCGAUGAGAUUACACUCUUUCCGGAAUUUGUUGGAGCCGAUUCUAGAGCCCUUGCUUCGUCGAGUGGUUAAGGAGGAAGUUGAAUCGGCUCUUAGGAGGCAUUUAAUAAGCAUGAAACAGGCCUGUGAGAAGGAGAUUCUUACUUCUGAAUCAAGAAAUUUGCAGCUGCGAUUUGAGAGCAAUAUCUCUCCUCCCAUUUUUACAGGAGCUCGAAUUGAAGGGGAAGAUGGCUCCAAUUUAAGGAUAAGUUUAGUUGAUGUCCUGACUGGACAGGUUGUUAGUUCAGGACCUGAAUCUGCAGCUAAGGUGGAAAUUGUAGUACUUGAGGGUGAUUUUGAAGACAGAAGUGAUAUUUGGACGCCUGAAGAGUUUAGGAGCAACAUUGUAAAAGAGAGAGAUGGAAAAAAGCCUCUUCUCACUGGAGAUGUAUUUUUGUAUCUUAAAGAUGGGAUUGGUGUGGUGGGUGAAGUUUCAUUUACAGAUAAUUCAAGCUGGACAAGGAGCAGGAAGUUCAGGCUAGGAGCUAGAGCUGUAAAUAACUUUGAUGGAUUUAGUAUUAAAGAAGCAAAGACAGACUCAUUUAUUGUCAGAGAUCACCGAGGGGAAUUGUACAAGAAACACCACCCUCCUAGUCUGUCUGAUGAAGUCUGGAGAUUAGAAAAGAUUGGCAAGGAUGGAGCUUUCCACAAGCGUUUGAGUCAGGAAAAGAUCGAUACUGUGAAAGAUUUUCUCACACAGCUCAACUUAGACUCAGCAAAGCUUCGCAGUAUCUUGGGUACAGGUAUGUCCACGAAAAUGUGGGAAGCAACAGUGGAGCACGCUCAAACAUGUGUGCUUGAUACGCGGAGGUUUCUGUACUUCCCUUCUCAUUCCCAACCAAAAUCUGGUGUUGUCUUCAAUGCUGUUGGACAAGUGACGGGACUGCUCUCUGAAAGUCAGUUUGUCCCUGUUGAUAAGCUGUCUGAAACUGAAAAGGCCGAUGCUCAAAGCUCAGUACUUUAUGCAAUUCAACAAAGGGAGAAAUUUGACUCUUUCAAUGAUGGAGCCUCUCUGAUGGAGGACAACUUACUUUUCCCGUCAUGCUCACCCAAUUCAGAUGGAUAUAGUGCCAGCAAGAUUUUGUCUCCUCAAAAGACUGAUCGAUUUGAUUACUUCCAGGGGAGUGCCCCCUCUCCGGAUAUAUUGUCAUCCGUGUACUCUGUUGGAGCUAGUGACUUGGAUGAAUAUUGCUUGCCCAUCAGUGACGGCAUGAAUUUCAGAUAUGACCAAACACUAGGUUUUCCAGUCCAAACUUCUAAUUCUUUCAUUGGUGAAACAGAUACUGUGUCUCAUGUUUUCGAUGAUCAUGCCCAUCUUCAUUUCCUUGAUGCUGAUAUUCAGUCUCCAAUCCAUAAGCCGGAUAAGAGUGCUGUUGAUGGCAAAGCACAAAAGAGAUGGAGAAUGCUAUUCAAUGUCGUAAAAUGGCUCCUGUUGAGGAAAAAGAAGACAUGAUUUAGAAGCUGAACGUUACAGGAAUGGGUUUGUGUUCUAACAAGAACUACUGGCUAUGUUUAUGAUUGCUGCCUUAAAAAAAAAAAAAAAGAUGUAAAUUGUUGAGAAAAUAUUAUGGUUUCUCUCGCAGAUGUAAAUACACAUUCGAUGACCUUGGCUCUCAUAUAAAUAUAUAUAUAUAUAUAUGUACACAUCUUGCAAGAGGUCAUUGAACUUCUGUCCUUUUAUUGUCUCAAGUCAAGUUGUAAAUACUUAGUAUUAUACAGUGAGGAGGUGGUUUCUUGUUGGUGAAGAGAUACUUAGACUAGUGGAAGUGAUCUUGGUGAUUCAGUGGCUUUUAUGCUGGAUCAUAAUUUUUGUAAGCAAGCUUCGGCCAAUAAAAUCAUUCACUCUGGACAACGCACAUCGCGGCUCAAGUUUUCAUGGGACAAGAUAUCUCUCAGGUCUGUUCUGAAUAUGCACAAAGGUUCUCUUCAUUUUUUUUCUAGAAGAGUGCACGAUAUGAAGUUCAGGAAACAGGAUUAUGAGAUUAUUUGCGUAUCGUACUGUGUAUGGAAUCUAUUCAAAUUUCUUGCAAUAGUAAAUUGUUUGUGUUGAUCUUU